Messenger RNA from Diaporthe amygdali, 918 nucleotides. RefSeq lists its product as uncharacterized. The record is from RefSeq and is a predicted model, not a curated record. The coding region runs from base 1 to 918 and encodes 305 amino acids. Lineage: Eukaryota; Fungi; Ascomycota; Sordariomycetes; Diaporthales; Diaporthaceae. The transcript is spliced from 4 exons.
AUGACAGCCAAGCUGGACAGAUUAGUCAAGCAGAACCUUGACCUCUUUGAGUCUGGGAAUCUCGCAGAUGCUGAAGUCGUGUGCAAUGGAAGAACAUGGAAGGAAGCAAAGACAGGCCGGAUCAGUCUAGAAGAGGAAAGACCAGAGCAAGUCCAUGAGCUUUUGAAGUUCAUUUACUCAGGCCGAUACAUACCAGUCCCAGCACGCAAGCCCGCAUGCAUUCUGGCUUCCGUUCUAGAAAGCAACGUUGCUCUGUGGUGCACUGCUGACUUCUUUCUGCUGCCGGAUCUGAAGGCCGACAUCCAGGAGUGCCUUCUCGACAGAUUUGCCGCUACGCUGGCGUUCUUCCACGAUUUCAGCCUUUCUCUGAUCGCGUCUAAGGCUGCCCACCAUCAGCUUGUCGAUAACAAAGACGUCAUCGACAGCCUUUUCACUGUUUUCCCUAAAGCAGUCACCAAGAUCUAUAAACGCCCAGGUGCACGAGAGCUUCACAAACUGUUCGCCGUUUUCGCCUGUGGCUUGCGCGAGCAUCUACCAGCGCACAUCAUGUGGAAUCUUAUGAAAGCCAUUCCCGAAUUCCAGCAAGACGUAUCCACCGUACUGGUUGCCCUCCAUUUUCCUCAGGCCACAAACGAGUUCGUGAUUGGUGGAUUGGAAGAGCUCUGUGUCUCCGAAGCCUGGGCUAUCUAUCACGGCCAAUCAAUUCGGGACCGUGCCAGCUUCAAAUGCACUGGCUGUGGCAAACUGAACUCGAAUUUGACAUCUAAAGUAAAAAAAUGCGAUAUGACGCUCGACCCAUUCUCGCUAGGAACACGAAAGUGGUGCAACGACUGCGCUUGCCCGUCUAUCAAGUCUCUUCUAAAGACUGUGACCGGCGGGUGGCCUGCUGGUGCUCCUGACCGUGGUGAAGCCAGAUAG